UCGGGGCAUGUCAAAGCUAGUUUCCAUAUAGGGACACUGACCUACGCAAAUUAAUAUCUAGUAUCUAUUUCUGAAAAAGCCAGCAACCUAUUUGGAGUUAUCUUUGGUUGUGGUAAUGUAGAUAGCGACGUAUUGUUCAACGUUAACUUAUUAGAGUGAGUGAUGAUCAAACGCAAGACGGACUGCACUAAUUUACGUUGUGUUGUUGACCUGACAUUGGGAUAUUUCACAUAAGACAAAAGGUUCACGACCGCCAUAAAAGCGUUUGCUGAAAUAAUUAUGGCGCACAGAAUUUUGGAUCUAUUUAAUGUCACAAGAACAUCAUUUAUGCAAGUGUGCGAAGAAAUUUUAGAUUUCCUUAGGCAAUCUGAAACCAUCACUAAAGGUGUUGACGAUAUAUUUCGUUACGCUGCUGGAAAAAUCGAAGUUCCAGAAAUACCAGUGUGUCAUGUUGAACUUUCGCAGAUAAAACUUGACGCGGUUAUGACAAUGUUAAAGAGAAGCCAUGUAAAGAUUACAGUUUUAGGAAGGAAUUCUUGUGGAAAAAGCACAGUGAUUAAUGCGCUUCUGGGAAGUGACGUGCUGCCAAUGGGAAUGGGUCAUGUGACUAACUGGUUUGUGCAUAUGCAGGGAACAGAUCUACUAGAAGGAUUUGUAGAGACUGAAAAUGAGCCCGGCGUUCAGAAACCCAUUAAUUCUCUACAGGAGCUUGCCAGCGCUCUUCAAGACGAACAUGUUGCUACAAAUUCUACGGUUAAAGUUUCCUGGCCAAAGGAGAUGUGUCCUUUAUUAAGUCACGAUCUUGUGAUCAUAGACAGGUUUGUAGGUUUGUACGAAAUUCCUUAUGUGCAAGAGAUAUACACUUGGAGACUUUUCUAA
This is a messenger RNA of Dreissena polymorpha, 879 nucleotides long. RefSeq names its product mitofusin-2-like. Gene Ontology annotation, molecular function: GTPase activity. The coding region runs from base 280 to 879 and encodes 199 amino acids. Gene Ontology annotation, biological process: mitochondrion localization; mitochondrial fusion. The record is from RefSeq and is a predicted model, not a curated record. The transcript has 5 exons. Gene Ontology annotation, cellular component: mitochondrial outer membrane. NCBI's taxonomy places the organism in Eukaryota, Metazoa, Mollusca, Bivalvia, Myida, Dreissenidae.